GGAGCAGAGGAAACAUGUGCGGGAGGCAGCGGGGAUGGGAAUAGGCAGCAGGCGAACUGGAUUAUCCGACCCCCGUCUGCUCCGACCCCACUCUCACAUGCACCGGCCCCCGGGCUGAGCCGGACUCAAGAUCCUUUCUCUUGUGGUGGAGUCUGUUCUUCUUUAUUCCCACUGGCUGAUCGGGAAUCCCAAGAAGCGCGACCAACUGCACCAGGAGCAAAGGUCUGUACCUGUGAUCGGCUCACUUGUUCUGAGAGGCUGCUACGAGCUCCAGCCAUGAACGCAAUAGUGUUCAACAAGCUCAGCGGCCAAGUCCUCUUUGAGGAAUCAGCUAACGAUCGGGAGAGGGGAGUCCGACCCUACCUGGGAGUAAUGGAGAGUCCAAAUCCUGAUGUGGGGUUACAGGAUGGAGUUUCCAUAAAGGACAAUGCGAGUCUCCGACACCGGCGCCCUGGAAGCUCCAGGGGCAGCGGUAAAGUUCGACACAAGCGCCAGGCUCUGCAAGAUAUGGCACGUCCGCUCAAGCAGUGGCUCUACAAACACAGAGAUAACCCCUACCCCACCAAGACCGAGAAAAUUCUGCUGGCCCUUGGGUCUCAGAUGACUCUGGUACAGGUUUCAAACUGGUUUGCAAAUGCAAGACGACGCCUUAAAAAUACUGUGAGACAACCAGACCUGAGCUGGGCUUUACGGAUAAAAUUGUAUAAUAAAUAUGUCCAAGGGAAUGCUGAACGGUUAAGUGUGAGCAGUGAAGACUCCUGUUCUGAAGAUGGGGAACAUGUCCCAAGAAGCCACAAUAAUGAAGAAGCCUAUGACAAGCCUAUGCACCAUACUGUGAUUACCAAAGAAAGCUCGGUCAUCAAAUCGGGUGUAAGAGCAGAGUCAAGUGCCAGUGAAGAUUAUGUUUCCCCUCCAAAAUACAAGAGCAGUUUGCUGCAUCGCUAUCUCAAUGACUCUUUGCGACACGUCAUGGCCAGUAAUGCAGCAAUGAGAGAAAAAACGAGACAGAGGAACCACUCAGGGUCAUUUAGCUCCAAUGAGUUUGAAGAAGAGCUUGUAUCCCCAUCAUCUUCAGAAACUGAAGGCAACUUUGUUUACCGAACAGAUAUGUUGGAGUCUGCCGCAAAUAAAUGCCAAAGUAUCCCUUUAAAAAACACCUCUUCCUCUGGCACGGAAGGCAGGGCUGUAUUCACCGAGGGAGGUCUCUGCAGUCAAAUUUGGAGGAUCAGACCUGCUGCAAUUCUUUCAUGUGCAGGACAGGGUGCAACGUACACAAAACAUGUGCAGUUAAUAAAGAAGGAGCCAGCAAAGAUGAAACGUACUGGAGGGAGAUUAAUGCAGCCAUGGCCUUAACGAACCUUGCCCAAGGGAAAGAUAAACUGCAGGGAACGACCAGCUGCAUCAUUCAGAAAUCCUCGCAUAUAUCGGAAGUGAAGACUGUUAAAGUGGCGCUGCUUCAGAAAUACUAACCUGAGGUUUUUCAGACUUGCCUAUAAACCGGCGACGGAACCCUCAGGAGUUUGUCCCAGUCCUCUGAAGCCUGUUCUGCUUUGGAACGAUGAAUAUUCUGGUUGCUAAACAUCAAGAUCUACAAAGUCUUGGACUCAGAUACCGGACGCUGCCGGACAUGUACAUUUUAAUGCCGUAUCCGUUUUUUUUUUGUUUUUUUAAAGGAACAAAUAACUUAUUUUAUCUGUCAGCACAAAUAUUCAGCUGAUAAGUAAGAAUUGCUUCUGCCAUAUGUGCCUUGCCGAUAAAAAAUAAGCUACAACGUGGGCAUGAGAUACAAUAGUUAUGCCUUAAUUUAUGAAUGCCAUAAAGCUUUUUAUAUUUUAUCUGGAGUUAAAUCUGCUCGGACUGCAAACAAGUUGAUAUUUGCAGCUGAUUGGAAAGUGCAUGAGAUAUCAUGUUGCCAUUUGAACCAGUCAGUAUAUUGUACAGUAUUUUGGACGUUUCCGUUUUUGGUUUUCCAAUCAAGGGUUUCAUUCAUAAAUUGAUGA
Xenopus laevis (African clawed frog) is the source of this 2000-nucleotide messenger RNA. It is a transcript of the gene mkx.S, whose product is annotated as mohawk homeobox S homeolog. Gene Ontology annotation, molecular function: DNA-binding transcription factor activity, RNA polymerase II-specific; RNA polymerase II cis-regulatory region sequence-specific DNA binding; DNA binding. Gene Ontology annotation, biological process: cell development; dorsal/ventral pattern formation; animal organ development. Gene Ontology annotation, cellular component: nucleus. The record is from RefSeq and is marked provisional. NCBI's taxonomy places the organism in Eukaryota, Metazoa, Chordata, Amphibia, Anura, Pipidae.